CUGAUUUUCAGCAUUGUUUGGCGAAAUACUUUGACACAAGUUUACAAUUUACCGGUGCUCUUCUCUUACGGACAAAUUAUUUUAAUUAAUAAAUAUGGAAGUUGGUGGGGUAGCCCACAGUUUGGAUGGCAAAGUACGGACAGAGGAUGUUAAACUCAAAGAAUUGGCGCCGUUUAGUAAAAUGCUGUUAUCGGAUGCGGUGCGUAAAGGCUUGCAAAAAACGGGAUUUGUAUACCCAACAGGCAUUCAGGCAACCUCCAUACCCAUGGGUAAAUCGGGAUUGGAUUUACUUGUACAAUCAAAGUCAGGCACGGGAAAAACACUUAUAUUUUGCACAAUAAUAUUAGAGGCAUACCGCAUGGAUCUCACAGAACCGCAAUCGUUGAUUGUAGCACCAACACGUGAGAUUGCCGUACAAAUCGAGUUAGUAUUGAAUCAAAUUGGUAGUUGCUGUAACGGUUUUCGUGCUGUCAGUGUUAUUGGUGGAUUAGAUGUAGCAGACGACAGAAAGCGUUUGCAUGGUGCCAAAGCAGUUGUUGGUACGCCCGGUCGAUUGCUACAUUUAAUACAGAACAACGUGCUAAAUACAUCGAAAAUCCGUUUGCUCGUAUUGGAUGAAGCUGACAAAAUGUAUACACAAUCAUUCCGACAAGAUUUGCGACGCAUACAAAAUGCUUUACCGGCAAAGCGUCAGACAAUUGCUUGUAGUGCCACAUUCUGUGAUGGCUUAGACGAAGAGCUGGCAAAAAUAAUGCGCAAUCCCUUGCUGAUUUCUACAGAGGAGCGUGCCACCUUACUAGUUGGCAUAAAACAGUUUGUCUAUGAAGUGGCCGAACAAAAAACCAGCAUACUUGAAAUGCAAACCAAAUUGGCGGCGCUGCGUGUCAUAUUCGGGCGUAUAGCGUUCAAACAGUGUUUAAUAUUUGCUGGCUCACAGUCUCGCGCCAAUUCGUAUUGCAAUUAUUUGGAGAAAGAGGGUUGGCCCUGCGAACUUAUAUCUGGUGCGCAGGAUCAGAAAACACGUCUCGAAAUGUUUCACAAAUUCCGUGAAUUCAAAACGCGCAUUAUCAUAACAACAGAUCUAAUGGCGCGUGGCGUUGACUCGGAACAUGUAAACUUGGUUAUAAAUCUGGAAUUACCAACCGACAUGGUCACCUAUUUGCAUCGCAUUGGACGCGCCGGACGCUUUGGUUCACAUGGCAUUGCCAUCAAUUUUGUUGCCAAUGAAAAGGAUCGUUGUACGCUAACACGCCUCAUUACACGCAUUGGCAAUGGCAUGAGCGUCUUAAAGUUUCCACAAAAGGAGUUGGCAGCAGAAGAGCAAGAACAUGAUUUUUGGGAUUUCUCGAAUUUCGAAAAGGAUAAACAACGCUUUGGUCUAUUUGGUUGUGAAGCCUUGGCGCCUUUAGCAUCACUUGAGCAUAGCUCAUUUUCCGAUACACAAGAGAACAAAGAGAAUCUGAAUGAUAAUCAGCUGAAUACGAGUUCCUCGAUUGACACAAACACAUUUCAGGUAGAUUCGAAAGACAGCGCCCUAAAUAUGCAGGAUAACCUGCUAGAACGUCCCGAAAAUAAUAAUCAGCACUACUCACCUUCACAUAACCUAACAAUUGACUCACGCCAAAACUCUUCACAGCAACUACCAUCUUCAAAUACUAUAGACGACGCCAGUAGCAUUGCUGCAGAUAGUUUGCGUAGCAGUCAGCAAGAUAUUUCGCGUUACCAAUCGGUUCUGAUGCAAAAAGCCGCCAUACCAACGCUCUUCGAAUUCCUAGUCGAUCCUAACAGCAGCGAGAGCAAAGCGGAUGUUGAUGGAGGCGAAACCAAAAAGAAGCCACAAAUUGAUUUGUUUGAAGACUACAAAAAAGCUGUGCUAACCAACUCGGACAAUUCACUGAAAGAGACUGAAACUGCCUGCGUCCCAGACGCCGCACCCAUAUCUAAGAAAAUUGCUGCUUAUAAAUCAAUGCUAAUCGAUCAACCCGAGCAGAAGCAAGUAGUUGAAUCCAAGCCUGAUAUAUACUCCGACUAUGCCAAUUUCAACACCGAUGAGAACUCCAGCAGCCUAAGUCAAGAGACACUCUCCAAUGAUAUCGACAAGGCAACAUUUAUAUUAUCUGUGGCAACACCGCCAAAAAUGCACGACUCCAUCGAAGAGUACGUUAACACGACGAGCACGAGUGAGCUGAAAAAUGGCGCCUCCACAAGUGAGAGUCGUGAAGUGUCGGAAGUGAAGCAUUUCACUUCACCAGCGCAUAAUCAACCAAACAACAACAUACCCGAUGUCAUACCGGCCAAUCAGCGACUUCUGGGUUUGGCAUACAAUCAGCAACAACUACAAAACCUAACUGUUAAUGUUGGUGCAAGGAUUGAAAUACCGCCACAGCAGCCUGGGCAAGCCGAUUCGCCAGCACCGAACGAUUCCGUUUUAAAUUCCCACGAUGAAGAUCACUCACCGACUAUUAGCAAUAGCGGCUCCUUACAUUCGCAUUCGAAUUCGGAGCAUGGCGGCAGCAGUGGCUUCAACGAGCGCAAUACGACCAGCGCUUCGUCGGGCAUCGUCACUUCCGACACAGAGGCUGAACGUUAUGUAGAAAACGGUUAUUACUCAUCGUCAUUGGAAAGCGGUACAGGCUCUAUAAAUGAAGGUAAUGAGGAAGUAAUGCAACCAAAUCCGGAACAAGAAGCAGAAGUUGAGUCGUCAACGGAUGACGACUUUGAUGAUGAUGAAGAAGAUUACUAUGAAGAUGAAGAUGAGGAGGAAUGCGCUGAUUUUGAGGACGAAGAAGAUGAAGAUAUCGAGGAGAAUGAUGAAGAGGAUUGGUUCGAGGAUAAAAGAGAUGAUGAUGAUGAUGGUUUGGAGGUGGAGGUGGAGGAGGAGGACGCUCACGACUACAGCAACUCAAAUGGCGUUCACAAUGAAUUCGAAAGCGAUAAUGAAAGUGGCUGCGGCGCACCAUUUUAUGCGAACUACGAGAGUGGCGCAGAACGUAAAAAUGAAUGUGAACCGAAUGCUGCGGGGCCUGAGGAUGAAAAAGUAGUGCUUGCAACUGAAGUUAAAGCAGAAAUUGCAACCACAUCGAAAGCUAACCUAAAACAUGAAUUCAAUAAAACUAACCUAAAACACGAAUUUGAUAAAGCAGACUUAAAAGUCGACUCCGAUAAGACUAAGCUACAACAUGAAUCCAACAAAACCAACCUAAAUCACAAGUCCAAUAAAACUAACCUAAAACAUGAGAAUGAGCCGAUGGAAACCGCGAAAGCAACAAAAGCCCAUAAGCGUGACAAGAAGCGUUCUACUCGCAAAUCAGCUCCCUCGACACAAUAUGGCGUAUAUGCUUCGUAUUAUAACUGUUAUGACAGCAAUUAUGUGACUGCGCAUGCGCUGUGGAUGGAAAUGUAUCGAAAGCAGGUGGAACAAAUACAAGACUAUGUGCGUUUGACACGUGAAGUUGCACGAUCAGAAGACGAAAAGUGAAUUUUAUAAAGUUAUUGAAGCAGUACAUACACAUACGAAGUCGAAUACGAUAUUGACAUACAUAAGUAUAUGUACCCUCUGAAUUACAUUAAAUUUAUUACUUAACUUAUUGAAGAUAAUUCCAUGAAAUGAAUUGAACUCGCUAAUA
This is a messenger RNA of Bactrocera dorsalis (oriental fruit fly), 3626 nucleotides long. RefSeq lists its product as uncharacterized. Gene Ontology annotation, cellular component: SMN complex. Gene Ontology annotation, molecular function: ATP binding; RNA helicase activity; RNA binding. Bases 95 to 3478 code for a protein of 1127 amino acids. NCBI's taxonomy places the organism in Eukaryota, Metazoa, Arthropoda, Insecta, Diptera, Tephritidae. The record is from RefSeq and is a predicted model, not a curated record. The transcript has 4 exons. Gene Ontology annotation, biological process: spliceosomal snRNP assembly.